UUUAUUAAUAUAUGUAACACAUACUCCAUGCGCAUCACCUUUACAAUUUUUUUUUCCCUAUUCAAUCAUGCAUUUCCCUUCUUAAGCAGCACAUCUUUUUUGUUCUAUGUCCCUUUGCUUAUCUGUACGCAUCUUUUCUUUGCUUCGAAUAUAAACUUCUUUUUCCUAAGAGAAAUGAUUGUGGAGUAAUAAUUAGUACUAGUACCUAUAUAUGUGGACUUCUUCCUAUGUUUGCUAGUUUUAGCUAGCUUCUCCAAUAGUGCAAUAAGUUAAGAAAAUGGGAAGGCAACCUUGUUGUGAUAGAGUUGGAUUGAAGAAAGGUCCAUGGACUAUAGAAGAAGACCAUAAGCUUGUCCAUUUUAUUUUCAAUAACGGCAUUCAGUGUUGGCGAAAUGUUCCCAAGCUUGCAGGCUUGCAAAGAUGCGGAAAAAGUUGUAGACUGAGAUGGAUUAAUUAUCUGAGACCUGAUUUGAAAAGAGGUGCGCUAUCUGAAGCAGAAGAGGAUCAGAUUAUAGAGCUUCAUGCUCGUCUUGGUAACAGGUGGUCUAAGAUAGCAUCGUAUUUUCCAGGGAGGACAGACAAUGAGAUCAAGAAUUAUUGGAACACUCGGAUUAAGAAGAGAUUACAGCUUAAGGGAAUAGACCCUUUAACUCACCAAGCAAUUGACAAGGAAAAAUACCAACAUGAACCAGAUGAUAAAACAGAGUUGUUGUCAAGAACAGAGACAUAUGAUAAAAGAAAUGAAACAGAGAACUUCAUUGAAAAUGCUAAUGAUAUUUCACUGCCAGACAAUGCAUACCACAAUAUGUUGAGUGAAAAUAUUAAUGUGGACUUAUGGAACAAAAGUUGUAAAACUAUAUCCACUUGUUAUAGCCCUUCAAUUUCUUUGGAAGCUGAAGAAUCUAUCAAUUUCUCAACAACAUCAACUGCAACUGAAUCAUCAAGUAAUGUAGCUGCACCCGCGGAAGAACAAGAGUCUAUACAACAAUGGAUGGAUUCGAUUUUCUCAAGUGCUGUAAAUCAACUAGAAGAGGACCUGUUCUUCUUGAGAAAGUACAAUUAAUAAUUGUGCAACUUUUCAUUGUUCCUCCUUGUUAUUUAUUUUCAUAUUUAUAGAAUUGUUCUCCAAAAAUGGAAAGGGAAAAAGAAGUACAGGGAGACGAGUUUCCUCUUCGCUACUUUGGCUGUAAUUUAUAUUUCUUUGUGCUAUAGCUUAG
Molecule: messenger RNA, 1217 nt
Organism: Solanum dulcamara
Lineage: Eukaryota; Viridiplantae; Streptophyta; Magnoliopsida; Solanales; Solanaceae
Product: transcription factor MYB20-like
Exons: 3
Coding region: 278-1063 (261 amino acids)
Source: RefSeq, a predicted model, not a curated record